UGAGGCACCUGUGGGGUUCACCGUAGACUGGAGCGGACUCCUUUGGGGAAGCGCUGAGGUGGGGGCAUAGGCGGUGGUCGCCAUGACGCCUAGGCUGAGUGCCGGAGCCUCGGCUGUAGCAGCGGCUGCCGCAGCAGCAGCAACAGAAGAGGCUGCUGGAAGGGUCUACCGGGAUCUGGGAGCUGUCCCUUCAGCACCACCCGCCUAGCCAGGCCUGGCCCUCAGUCUCUUCCAGCCCCAGAAAAUGGGAUCUUCUAAUCUCCCGCUGCAGCCCACACCCACAGAGGCUGACUGACUGAGAGGGCAGCUCCAGCCCCCACAGAGGGAGCGGCUCUUGCGGCGGGGAGAGAGGGAGGUGGGUCUGGGGUCGGGGGUGAUUCCCCAAGAGCCAAGUCCAAAGAGCAACCUGUCAGCCCUGAGCACGAACAGCUGGCAGUUGUCUGAUCACCCAAGCCUGGAAGACAAGCAGGAGACGUCGCCCUGGAUCCCUCCUGCUAGACACACACGCACACACACACACACACACACACACACACACACACACACACACACAUACAGAGACACGAGCGCGCACACACUAACAUCCAGUGGGCAGCAUCAGCAACAGCAGGAGCAGCAAUGCUAAGAAGGUGGCCUGGGAAGUUUCGCACUUGUAUCUUCAGACGAUUCCCGAGAUUGCAGGUGUAGCUCCUCGCCAGUGUCCCGAGUAUCCCCACGAUGACAGGCCAGAGCCUGUCGGAUUUGUCCGAAGCCAACUUCGAGGAUAGUGAGAUCAGCGUCAACGUUGGGGGUUUUAAGAAGAAGCUGCGCUCGCACACGCUGUUGCGCUUUCCUGAGACCCGGUUGGGUCGCCUCUUGCACUGCCGCUCCAAGGAGUCCAUCCUGGAGUUGUGUGAUGACUAUGACGACGCGCAGAACGAGUUCUACUUUGAUCGGAACCCGGAGCUCUUCCCCUAUGUACUGCACUUUUAUAACACAGGCAAACUACAUGUAAUGGGAGAGCUCUGCGUUUUUUCCUUCAGCCAAGAGAUAGAGUACUGGGGUAUUAAUGAGUUCUUCAUCGACUCUUGCUGCAGUUAUAGCUAUCAUGGAAGGAAGAUGGAGCCUGAUCAAGAGAAAUGGGAUGAGCAAAGUGACCAGGAGAGCACUACCUCCUCCUUUGAUGAGAUCUUGGCCUUCUAUAAUGAUGCAUCCAAAUUUGAUGGGCAGCCCUUAGGCAACCUCCGAAGACAGCUAUGGUUGGCCCUGGAUAACCCAGGCUAUUCCAUUCUGAGCAGGGUAUUCAGCAUUCUUUCCAUCAUGGUGGUACUAGGCUCCAUUGUCACCAUGUGCCUCAACAGCCUUCCUGACUUUCUGAUCCCUGAUAGCCAAGGCAACCCAGAGGAAGACCCAAGGUUUGAAAUUGUGGAACAUUUUGGGAUUGCCUGGUUCACCUUUGAGCUAGUGGCCAGGUUUGCUGUGGCCCCAGAGUUCUUCAAAUUUUUUAAGAAUGCACUGAACUUGAUUGAUCUUAUGUCCAUCAUCCCCUUCUACAUCACCCUGGUGGUCAACCUGGUGGUGGAGAGCUCUCCCACCUUGGCCAAUUUAGGCAGGGUGGCUCAAGUCCUCAGGCUCAUGAGGAUUUUCCGCAUCCUAAAAUUGGCCAGACAUUCCACUGGCCUUCGGUCUCUAGGGGCAACCUUGAAAUAUAGCUACAAAGAGGUGGGACUCCUCUUGCUUUAUCUUUCAGUGGGCAUAUCAAUAUUCUCUGUAGUGGCCUACACCAUUGAGAAAGAAGAAAAUGAAGGUCUGGCCACAAUCCCUGCCUGCUGGUGGUGGGCAACUGUGAGCAUGACAACUGUGGGCUAUGGUGAUGUUGUUCCAGGGACCACAGCUGGGAAGCUGACUGCCUCAGCUUGUAUCCUUGCUGGCAUUCUUGUGGUGGUGCUGCCAAUAACUCUGAUCUUCAAUAAAUUUUCACAUUUUUAUAGGCGACAAAAGCAACUUGAAAGUGCCAUGCGCAGCUGCGAUUUUGGAGAUGGAAUGAAGGAGGUUCCUUCAGUCAACCUAAGAGACUACUAUGCCCACAAAGUUAAGUCACUGAUGGCAAGUCUUACCAACAUGAGCAGGAGUUCACCAAGUGAACUAAGCUUAAAUGAUUCCCUACAUUAGCCUGAAGGUGUGGCUCCAUCAUAAUCAUCAAGACCAUACUGAUGGUUGAGCUGCAUUUUGUGCUCCUGGCAUGGCUCCAGGCUCCAUGGGGUUACAAAGUAAGGAGAAGACAGAGUCCUUCAGUACCUUACCAUUCUAAAUGGAAGGAGAUGCCUGAUCAGUGUACACCCACGAUCACUUCCACAGCAUGUAGAAUCUUUGAUAUGGGGUGGGGUGACUAACACUAUACCAACUUUGCACUGAGAAAAAUGCUAAACUUUGUGCCCGAUGAGUAUCCUGAAUGCCAGUUUUUCUAUACAAAUCACUCAUCAUAUACCUAUCCCUGAUGUUCCUGGUGCAACACUUUCAGUCUGCACUCUUGUUUCCAUGUUAUCGUAUGAGGACUGGAUAAAAACUGUGUCUCUCCAGUGGGAGCACUUGUGAAGUCAGCAAUGAAAAACUCAGAUUCAACUCACAAGAAUGUGAAAAAAAACUCAGUCAUGCAUUCAUUCCUCAAUUUGCUUCAAUGCUCAAAACAGAAAAUGUGAAAUUAAGCACAUAUCACCAAUGCAACUUUCUGUUUUUCUUAGAACUUAACCUGUAGUUCUGUGGCUUGCAUGGGUGCAUAUCUUACUACUGUUAUUUACGCAAAUAUUACCUCCCUGGAAAUUUAAUUUGCUCAGUUUACACAUGCAUUGAAAACUGAUCCUAGUUCAAGAGCAAAAGCAUUGGGAAAAUAGCGUUGAUCUAAAAUCAGGCUUAAACCCUGAACCUUAGGAAGCUUCUUGGUGUGGGAAAUAGGAGUAGUGAGUUUCUCAUUAUUGGAGGACUGCAAAUGGAGUGGACAUGCUAUAGAGGGAUUUCUGCCUCAGGAAUGGGUUGAAUAGGGUGAUCUCUAGGAUUUCUUCCAACUCUGAGAGUUUCUUAUUCUUAACUGGGAAUCACAUUUAUGAAGAAGAUACCCUGCUUUCCUGAGAGUCUUUCCAAUGGGAAUCCUGCCUUAGACCCAGUAUGCAUAGGCCUGGGAUGAAUAGAUUUUUUUUCAAGCUGUAUUUCAUGUUCUGAACAAUUUUACCAAAUUCUGCUGGGUCAUAGAAAUUAGCAAUUUUUUUCACUUGUCAUUUUUUAAAAGACUAUGGAUUAGGUUAUUCUGCCUCUUCCAAUUACUAAGAGGUUUAUUUUACUGUCUAAUGAAAGUAAAUAUUUCAUAUUUGAUAUGCAAGGCAGCAGCUUGGAAACUGUCUUUUAGUAUCCUCCUCUGAAAUCUCAUUAAAAAUGAGUGCAUGUUUCUUUCUGAGAAAAAUUUACUCCAGUAAUUUUGCUUCUAGGAUACAUAAUGUUUUAUAUGAUAUUAUAAUUACCUUAUAAGGGGCUUCCUUCUUUGAAAUGGGGAACUCAAGGAACAUAAGCAUGUACUCAGAACACAAAUGAUAUGUGCAUGGAGUAGACUGCAGGGAAACCUUAUAUAUUUUUUUGAAUUAACUGUCUUCCUUCUGGGAACAAGGUAGGGCUGGGAUGGGGAAGGGAGAGAAAUGGGAAAAUUGAAAAGGAAAUGGUAUAAAAUAUCACAACUAAUCACAAACUUUAAAAAAGUUGAAUGCUGCAUAAAGUACCUUGGAAACUUCUAAACAUGCUGAAAAACAGGUUAAAGGAAUACACAUAUCCUACUUCCUUUGGUUCUUAGGAUCUUCUUCCUGCUCUUUGCUCCCCGAUUACAGGACUCCUGAGCUAUCACAUAAAAAUGUGGAUGGAAUCCUGAGCCCCUUUGUAUAACUGCUCUGUAUCCAUCAUACUAUAUGUUGUGUAUUGUUUCCAAAUUGACUUCUAUUAUAUGUCUUUGAAAAGACUGUAGAUUCAAAUGGUCUAAGCAUGGAGUUGGCUAGGAUUUUCAUUAAGGCUCAGAUCCUUUAUUUUCACGUGGCACUUACCUAAGUUACUGAAUUUUGUGUGUCUUGAUUUCCUUUCUCACUAGUUGAAGUCCCUGCUAACCUCAUAGGGGUGCUGUGAGGAACCUUUAGUAUUUGAAAAGUAUUCAAAAGAUAUUUAAGGGCUGAGUUACUGUUCUUAUUAAGAGAAUUUUGGCUUGAGUGAUUCUCUGAAUGCACUAGGCACUUCUGAUUGCAGAUGUGGGUUCAAAUUCUCUCAUCUGGAUGGAGAUUCAUGGUAGGAUACCUCCCAAUAUCUAAUGGACAAUCUCUCCCUCUCUCUCCCUCUUUCCCUCCUUCACUCCCUUCCUCUUCCUCCUCCUCCUCCGUCUCUUC
This is a messenger RNA of Phascolarctos cinereus (koala), 4391 nucleotides long. RefSeq names its product potassium voltage-gated channel modifier subfamily S member 2 (gene KCNS2). Lineage: Eukaryota; Metazoa; Chordata; Mammalia; Diprotodontia; Phascolarctidae. The record is from RefSeq and is a predicted model, not a curated record. Gene Ontology annotation, biological process: protein homooligomerization; potassium ion transmembrane transport; action potential. Gene Ontology annotation, molecular function: protein binding; voltage-gated potassium channel activity. Gene Ontology annotation, cellular component: voltage-gated potassium channel complex; membrane.